AUGAAUAUUUUUNGUGGCAAGUCAUUGAUUGACUAUGACAUAGCUCUUUCGUCAGAACCAUGCAUGUUGUUGGGAGUGAGUCUUGGAGUUGUUUGUAACCUUGUAUUCCCAGAGUGGUUGAUCACAGUACUGUUUGCCAUCUUUCUUGCAUGGUCUACGUCAAAAACUUGCAGAAGUGGGUUGAUGCUUUGGAAGUCUGAAUCGGAUCAGAUAAAGAAAAUUGGAGUUGACGAACUUGAGAAGGGGCUGCUAGAAAACGAGACUGUUGAAGAAAGGAAAGUGUUAGCAGUAGGACAUGUGUACAAAGAAAAUAAUGAACCAAAAGAUGUUGAGGUGCCUGUUCCUCUUCUGUCUUCUCAAGGAAAUAGGAAAGUGAGGAUCCCUUGGUUGAAAUUGAUGGUCUUACUUUUGAUCUGGUUCUCUUUUUUCUCUGUCUAUCUUCUCCGUGGCAACAGAUAUGGACAGGGAGUCAUUGAAAUGGAGCCAUGCGGUGUGGGAUACUGGAUUCUGUCAUCGGUUCAAAUACCUCUUGCUGUGGUUUUCACUGCUUGGAUUGUAUUUAGAAAAGAAAGCCUUAGAGACCGAACUCCUAUGCAAGAGAUAACUGAUGUGAAGGUGACAGCAAUCACCAAAAAUAGACCAUCAAAUAUACUUCUUUUUCCGUCAAUGGCACUAUUAGCAGGGAUAUUGGGUGGUGUCUUUGGAAUUGGUGGUGGAAUGCUGAUUAGUCCACUUCUUCUUCAGGUUGGAAUAAAACCUGAGGUAACAGCAGCAACAUGUUCUUUCAUGGUUCUCUUUUCUGCUACCAUGUCAGCAUUGCAAUAUCUGCUGCUGGGAAUGGAACAUGUAGAAGCUGCACUAAUCUUGGCCAUAAUGUGUUUUGUUGCAUCACUUCUUGGGUUAUUAGUGGUUCAGAGAGUAAUUAGGAAGUAUGGAAGAGCCUCUAUAAUAGUUUUCUCUGUUAGUGUAGUGAUGUUUGUGAGUAAUGUUCUAAUGACUAGCUUCGGAGCCAUAAAGGUUUGGACAGACUAUGAAUCACGGGAAUAUAUGGGGUUCAAACUACCCUGUUGAAAACAGUUUUGUUAGACCAGUUUGUGAAUCCUUUCAUGUCAUCAAUAUCAUAGGUAGUCAUGAAUCGAGAAUAACCUUGGACCUUCUAUUUCAAGACUGAGAAAGACAAAUGUGCUACUUGACAAAGUAACGAGAGAGGAUCCAAAUCCUUAUUUUGUAUGACCACAUGCUUAUUGCUAGGGUAUUCAUAAGAAAUGUUAGAAUUCGGGACAUGCUUCAACUUUAUGGUAUUCUUAUUUGUAUGCACGCGAAAUAACAUAUCAAAACUUCCUAUGAAUUGAAAGAUGCCUAGUUCGUUGCAUCUUUC
Vigna umbellata (rice bean) is the source of this 1378-nucleotide messenger RNA. Lineage: Eukaryota; Viridiplantae; Streptophyta; Magnoliopsida; Fabales; Fabaceae. The record is from RefSeq and is a predicted model, not a curated record.